ACAGACAACCCAUCACGGACAGACAACUCAUCACGGACAGACAACCCAACACGACCAGACAACCCAUCACGGACAGACAACCCAACACGACCAGACAACCCAACACGGACAGACAACCCAACACGACCAGACAACCCAACACGGACAGACAACCCAACACGGACAGACAACCCAACACGGACAGACAACCCAACACGGACAGACAACCCAUCACGGACAGACAACUCAUCACGGACAGACAACCCAACACGGACAGACAACCCAACACGACCAGACAACCCAACACGGACAGACAACCCAACACGGACAGACUACCCAACACGACCAGACAACCCAACACGGACAGACAACCCAUCACGGACAGACAACCCAUCACGGCCAGACAACCCAACACGGACAGACAACCCAACACGGACAGACAACCCAACACGGACAGACAACCCAUCACGACCAGACAACCCAUCACGACCAGACAACCCAAGUGA
This is a messenger RNA of Candidula unifasciata, 485 nucleotides long. Lineage: Eukaryota; Metazoa; Mollusca; Gastropoda; Stylommatophora; Geomitridae. The record is from the annotation of a GenBank genome assembly.